Molecule: messenger RNA, 7829 nt
Organism: Bactrocera neohumeralis
Lineage: Eukaryota; Metazoa; Arthropoda; Insecta; Diptera; Tephritidae
Gene: Khc-73
Product: kinesin-like protein KIF13B
Exons: 23
Coding region: 1087-7191 (2034 amino acids)
Biological process (GO): microtubule-based movement; cytoskeleton-dependent intracellular transport
Cellular component (GO): kinesin complex; microtubule
Molecular function (GO): ATP hydrolysis activity; microtubule motor activity; ATP binding
Source: RefSeq, a predicted model, not a curated record
CGAUGAAAUAACGCUUUUAAUUUAAUUGAAAAGCCGUCCUGCUGACUCAUAAAGUAAAAACAAACAAUGUAAAUAUUAUAAAACAAAAUUUGUCAGAUUAUUUGCUUGUCCAUCAUCAUUAAGAUCAUAAAAGAGCGCGAUAUACGAUAUCCAAUUUGGGUCGGCUUUACGCGCAAACCAUCACCAUCAGUUCCCACCAUUCAACAGUAGGCGCUAAUACACCUGAUAUUCGUGUGCUUUCGUUUGUGCAGCGCUGAUGUGCUAUGCUCUUGAAUGCCAAUGAAUCAAUCCUCGCUUGCUUUGGCUUGUGGUACACACUAGUGGUAGCAAAGUAAAUCAUGUGAAUGUGUAUGUGUAUAAUAUAAAAAAUAAGCAAAUAAAGCACACACGUAUAAAAAAGAGUAAUCUAAAAGAAACAAAACAAAAUAAAUAGAGUGAAGAGUGAAUAAAGCCAGCCACACAAAGUGUAUGCCAUUCAAGUUCUACUUGAGUUGUGCGAAAUAGGAAAGGGCUGAAGGUGCGGCGUAGUGCUUAGAGAGCGCUUUGUGGCGCACACGAAGGAGAAGUUAAUAAAAAUUCGCUUGCUAGUUGUGAACGCGUCACAAGGCUCCAACACCGUCAUUGUGACUGUUGUUUUGUUUGUUACCAACGUUGUGCGAACUGUUGUGUAUGUACACUUUUAUCGCGACCGUCAUUCAUAACGUCAACGUCGCUGUUUCCGUUCUCGUCAAAGUCGACAACACACGACACAUUGGAAAAAGGCACACUACUUUGAAACUCGCUUAAGUGUAACUUUGGCCAAAGGAUAACGCACUCCCACAGUGUAACGUCGUUAAAACAGGCAUACUUCGUCGAACGACGAGGUGGUUUUACGCGACACCAGUAAGCAACGCGACUCACAAACUUAAAAAUUCGUUUCGCGCAUACUUGAUCCUCGUUCCCAAAUUCGGUACGGUGUGCGUUUAUACCCAUAUAGUAAGUGACGAGCAACGAUAACCACACAUCGGGAUAGCGCUUGUAAAUAGCCAUACGUACUAAGAGAAAUAUAUACAUAAAGAAAUAUAUUUACAAUCGCCAGUAUACACCAUGUCAACUGAUAAGAUCAAAGUUGCUGUGAGGGUGCGACCCUUCAAUCGUCGCGAAAUCGAGUUGGGCACAAAAUGCAUCGUGGAGAUGGAAAAACAGCAGACAAUUCUGCAAAAUCCGCCAUCGCUGGACAAAUUGGAGAGAAAACCACCCAAGACAUUUGCAUUCGAUCACUGCUUCUACUCGUUAAAUCCCGAAGACCAGAAAUUCGCCUCACAGGAGUCCGUCUUCGAUUGUGUGGGACGUGAUAUACUCUAUAAUGCAUUCCAAGGCUACAAUGCCUGCAUAUUCGCCUAUGGCCAAACAGGCUCCGGCAAAUCAUACACAAUGAUGGGUUCGCUUGAGUCCAAAGGCAUCAUACCACGCCUCUGCGAUGAGCUCUUCUCAGCCAUAGCCAAUAAAACGACACAAGAUCUCAUGUAUAAGGUGGAGGUGUCCUACAUGGAAAUCUAUAAUGAAAAAGUACAUGAUCUGCUCGAUCCGAAACCAAAUAAACAAUCACUCAAGGUGCGUGAACACAAUGUGUUGGGUCCAUAUGUGGAUGGUCUGUCGCAGCUGGCGGUCUCCUCAUACAAGGAUAUUGACAAUCUCAUGACCGAGGGCAAUAAAUCGCGUACUGUCGCCGCAACAAAUAUGAAUGCGGAAUCGUCACGUUCGCAUGCUGUUUUCUCGGUGGUGCUCACACAAAUACUGACCGAUCAGGCGACCGGUGUGAGCGGUGAGAAGGUGUCACGUAUGUCGUUGGUGGACUUGGCUGGUUCCGAACGCGCUGUGAAGACUGGUGCUGUUGGCGAUCGACUCAAGGAGGGCUCCAACAUUAAUAAAUCACUCACCACCCUGGGUUUGGUCAUUUCGAAGCUGGCCGAUCAAUCGAAUGGCAAAAAGAGUGGCAACGACAAAUUCGUACCCUAUCGCGACUCCGUGCUCACAUGGCUGUUGAAGGACAAUUUGGGUGGUAAUUCAAAAACCGUUAUGGUUGCCACAAUAUCACCAUCGGCCGAUAAUUACGAAGAAACGCUCUCGACGCUGCGUUAUGCCGAUCGUGCCAAGCGUAUUGUCAAUCAUGCUGUCGUCAAUGAGGAUCCAAAUGCACGCAUCAUACGCGAAUUGCGUCUGGAAGUGGAGGCGUUACGUAAUAUGCUCAAACAUGCAACCGGUUCGCCAGUGGGCGAUGUACAACGCGUCGAUAUUCACGACAAGCUCGCGGAAAGUGAGAAUCUGAUGAAGCAAAUCUCACAAACGUGGGAGGAGAAGCUCGUGAAAACCGAACGCAUACAAAACGAACGUCAGCAGGCGCUCGAAAAGAUGGGCAUUAGCGUGCAGGCGAGCGGUAUUAAAGUGGAGAAGAACAAAUAUUAUUUAGUCAAUUUGAAUGCUGAUCCGUCCCUGAAUGAGUUGUUGGUUUACUAUUUAAAGGAACGCACCCUAAUCGGUGGUCAUAGCAUUUCCGGCCAACAACCAGACAUACAACUAUCCGGCCUUGGUAUACAACCUGAACAUUGUGUCAUUGUCAUCGAAGACGGUGGCCUCUUUAUGGAACCCAUACAGGGUGCCCGUUGCUUCGUCAAUGGUUCGGCAGUGCUGGAGAAGAUCCCACUGCACAAUGGCGAUCGCAUACUCUGGGGUAAUCAUCAUUUCUUCCGUGUUAAUUGUCCGAAGAGCGCCAAUGCCAACAUGAUCUCGGAACCACAAACCCCGGCCCAGCUGAUCGAUUAUAAUUUUGCGCGCGAUGAGAUAAUGCAAAACGAACUGAGCAAUGAUCCCAUACAAACGGCCAUCGCGCGACUCGAGCGCCAACACGAGGAAGACAAGCAAGUGGCACUGGAGAAGCAGCGACAGGAGUAUGAGCGCCAGUUCCAGCAGUUGCGUAACACCCUAUCGCCCAGCACACCCUACGCCCCGUACACACCAUACGAUCCCUUGCGUUUGGGUAAGAUUACACCGAACACACCCACAUCGCAAAUGCGCGUUGAGAAGUGGGCACAGGAGCGUGAUGAGAUGUUCAGGCGUUCGCUGGGCCAAUUGAAAAACGACAUUAUGCGCGCCAAUGCUUUGGUGCAGGAGGCCAACUUCCUCGCCGAGGAGAUGGAGAAGAAGACAAAAUUCUCAGUUACUUUACAAAUACCGCCAGCCAACUUAAGUCCAAAUCGGCGGCGCGGCGCUUUCGUCAGCGAACCAGCCAUUUUGGUGAAACGCACGAAUUCCGGCAGUCAAAUUUGGACCAUGGAGAAGUUGGAGAACAAGCUAAUUGACAUGCGCGAAAUGUAUCAGGAGCACAAGGAGCGCCUUUUGAAUGGCUUGCCUGUCGUUGAAACAUACUCCGACGAUGAAGAUAGCGAUGAGGAGAGUGAAAACUCCAAAUCGUUGGAUCCGUUCUACGAGUCGCAGGAGAAUCACAAUCUGAUCGGUGUCGCCAACAUAUUCCUUGAGGUACUCUUCCACGAUGUUAAGCUGGACUAUCAUACGCCCAUUAUAAGUCAACAAGGUGAAGUUGCUGGUCGACUUCAGGUCGAGGUACAACGCAUUGCCGGUCAAAUGCCACAGGAUCGCAUGUGCGAAUCGAUUUCCGAGUCUUCGACCGAUUCACGCGACGAAUACGAUGAUCCCGUCGAUCCAAUGUCCAAUCAAAUCACUUGCCGUGUCUCAAUCAAGAGCGCCACCGGCUUGCCGCUCUCGCUAUCCAACUUCGUUUUCUGCCAGUACACCUUCUGGGGCCACCAAGAGACGGUGGUGCCAGUAAUCAAUGCCGAAGCGCCCUCACACGAUCAGAAUAAAGUAUUUAAAUUUGAGCACACCAAGGACUUCACCGUCGCCAUAAAUGAGGAAUUCCUAGAACACUGUAUUGAGGGUGCGCUAUCGGUUGAGGUUUGGGGUCACCGCAGCGCCGGUUUCUCCAAGACCAAAGGCUGGGAAGUGGAGCAACAGCAGGCUAAGGCGCGUUCGCUAGUCGACCGCUGGGCGGAAUUGUCGCGUAAGAUCGAAUUGUGGGUGGAAAUACAUGAGCUGAAUGACAACGGUGAAUACUCGCCGGUGGAGGUGACAAAUCGCACCGAAGUGCUCACCGGUGGCAUCUAUCAGUUGCGUCAGGGCCAACAGCGGCGCGUAAAUGUGCGCGUCAAGCCGGUACAAAAUUCCGGCACCUUACCGAUCAUCUGUCAGUCCAUAGUAAAUAUUGCAAUCGGUAGCAUAAGUGUGCGUUCACGUCUACAGCGACCACUCGACUCGUAUCAAGAAGAAGAUCUCACCGUGCUGCGUGAGCGUUGGAGUGAAGCGCUCGGCCGCCGACGCUCCUACCUCGAUCAACAGAUACAGAAACUAAUCAAGAAGGAGGAAAAGACCGAGGAGGAACGUGAACGUGAGUUGAGCUUGGUGCACCAGUGGGUCUCCUUGACCGAGGAACGCAAUGCCGUUUUGGUGCCCGCACCCGGUUCUGGCAUACCGGGCGCGCCAGCCUCUUGGGAACCACCAGCCGGCAUGGAACCGCACGUGCCCGUCUUGUUUCUCGAUCUAAAUGCCGACGAUAUGUCGGCGCAAAAUACCAAUGACGAAUUCUCUGUUGCCGGUCAAAAUUCGAUACUCUCCAAAGAGCAUGGACACAAAUUCUACACGCUACAAAUACUACAACACCUCGAAAAGGAUGUCUGCUCGAUUGCCAGUUGGGACUCGUCCAUGCACGACAGUCAGGCUUUGAAUCGUGUCACCGAAGCGAACGAGCGCGUCUACCUGAUCCUGCGCACCACUGUGCGACUCUCACAUCCAGCACCCAUGGAUUUGGUGUUGCGCAAACGCAUUAGCAUAAACAUAAAGAAAGGUCCAAGCAUUACCGAUCGCUUGAAAAAGUUUCGUUUGGUGCGCGGCGAGAAUGCCAUACUGCAGACGGGCGUCACCUACGAAGUGGUCUCCAACAUACCAAAAGCAUCCGAAGAGCUGGAGGAUCGCGAAUCCUUGGCUCAACUGGCCGCCAGCGGCGAUGACUGCUCCGCAAGCGAUGGCGAAACCUACAUCGAAAAAUACACGCGCGGCGUUUCCGCCGUGGAGAGCAUACUGACGCUCGAUCGCUUACGCCAAAGCGUCGCCGUCAAAGAAUUGGAGACUGCGCAUGGUCAGCCGCUAUCGAUGCGCAAGACGGUCAGCGUGCCCAAUUUCUCACAGACGGUUAAAGAAACAACAACUGCAAGUCUUAUGCGUUUUGAUGCGUCCAUGGAGUCGCUGCUGAAUGUGGGACGCUCCGAGUCCUUCGCCGAUCUCAACAAUCAAACAUUGAACUCCAAGUUUCCAGCACAUCCAGCCAUACGCGACUUUGGCACACGCAAUCGCCACAGCUUUGGCGGCAAGGGCAGCAAUGACGAGCCGCCUUGCAAACCAUUUGGCAUUGGCUCUAUUCUGUCAGCGCGUCCAACUUUCUUGAAUUUGAACUUGAAUUUCAAUCAACGCAAUCCGCCGACCAAGCCUUCACCGGCUACCAGCAAGCUAUUGGGCAUGCGCAUGACCACACUACACGAAGAGCCGCUCGGCGUGCAUCGUGCACUCGCCGAGGAGCCCGAAGACAGCUACAGCGACUCGGAAUACACCAAUAACGAGUACGAGCAGGAGAAGAAUCAACAGAAUAAUUAUCAUACACGUUCACGCCUGACCGCCUCGAAGACCAUGGACUCAUUCAUGGAUGUCAGCAAUCAUUCCAAUCACAGCUACUUAAGUUAUACGUCCAGCGCUAAUGCGAAUAUGAAGCAUUUAACCGGACUGGCCACGCCCAGCAUGAGUUCGUCCACAUCGAGCGGCUAUGGUUCGCAGGCGGUUUCGUGCAGCAAUUUGACGAAUGAUGAUAUCGCUUCUAUGCGUUCAAUGAGCAUUGAUGAGACACCAGACUAUCAUUCGAAUUCACCACCCAACCGGCAAACACGCUUCAAUCCAUUCCUAAAAGACAUGCCAAAGGCAAAUGGCAAUAACAAACAGCAGAAUCAACAGCAACAACAACAGCCAGCGCAAACAACGACAGCACAUACGACGAUGAACGACGACCAAAGCGAUCCAACACAAAUACAACAGAAAUCAGCACCGGAAAGCGCAACAAACGCCGAGACGACUAACGAAAUCAGAACAACACUCAACACACUCAACGACAAUGAGGCCAACAACACAAAUGCAAAGCUGCCAAACAUAACAACAAAAGCACAAUACAGCGCUGCCAAUACCCAGAUGGAUAUGGAGAUGGAUGCUGUGGCGGAUAACGGUGAUUAUGUGGCAAACACCAUAAACGAUGAUGAUAUUGUUGAACUAAAGAAUAACAACAAUUGCGAAACAACAACAACAACAGCGGCCAAGUUAAUUAACAAUCACAACAAUAGUGAGAAUAAUAAGAAUACAACAAAUACAACAGCAACAUUAAUUAGCAACAACAUCGCUACCGACAAUCAAAAUGGCAAUGAGACGAUAAAUCACACAACAACAGCAACAACAAACGAAGCUGAACAACAGCAGCAGCAACAACAACCGUUAGAAGGUAAUGGCAUUGUACGCGGCCAACUGCCAGCCGGCAAAGUGGUGCGUCGCAAGAAGACACCACCACAAGGUGGUGGCAACGUCAUGUCCAGCAGCGUCAUAAGCACCAACAAUAAUGGCGGUGCGUCGCGUGCGCAGUUGCAACGUGCUUCCGUGGCACAAAUGGAGGGCAUAUUGACGGCGUCCAAUGAUCGGUUGAAUGUGUCGAUGACCGGCAGCAUGGAACUCGAUGCAGAAACCGAUGCAUCUCUACCCGACUGGGUGCUAGUUGGCGAGUCGGUGCUAAUACGUCCCUACAACACGAGCGGCGUCAUCAGCUACAUCGGCAACACACACUUCCAAGCUGGCACUUGGAUCGGCGUUGAGCUGGACACGCCGACGGGCAAGAAUGACGGCACCGUGCAGGGCAUACAAUAUUUCCAAUGCAAACCGAAGCAUGGCAUCUUUGUGCGCUACGACAAGUUGAUAUUGGAUAAACGUGGCAAGGCCAUGCGCGCCUACAAAGCGGAGAAAAGCAACAGCAAAGACACAAGCAUGAUGACACGCUCAAAGAGUCGCGGCGAAUCCUUGGCCAGCGUCGGUGGCGCCGCGUCGUCACGCAAAUGAUUAUAUCCAAAAUGUUCGCAUCAAAUGCACCGCUGGGCUAAUUGCAAGCAAUCCACAUUGGUGACAGCAGCCACUGCUGCCAAAGCAACAACAACAACUGCAAACGCAACAACAACAGCUGGUGCCGCAGCAGCAGCAGCAAAGACACCAACAAAUGCAGCACAUGGCGGCAGAGGAGCUGCUGCACCAACGCGCACAUGCACCAAAUUGCGUGCAACCAGCACAGCAGCCGCAGCAAAUGUCGCGACGGUGACGGCCACGGCCACGGCACACGUCACCGCCGUCGAUGCGAACACGAGACGUUUCAAGCGACGCUCAACAGCAUUUUAAGUGGCAACGCAGCAGCAGCAGCAGCAGCAACCAACCGAGGCGUAUGUUUGUAUGUCAGCUGCGUUGCUAAAAUGCCGCGCGUAGCGUGCGCCACAAACACUCGAACGGAGUAAACAUUUUGAGGUUAAAAAACUAGAGAGAGAAGCAUAGAAAUCACAAACAGUCAAGUCAUGCAGCACGCAUAUACAGUUAUGUGCGAAAAGAUAAAACAACAAAAACACGUAUGCUUCAUAGAACGAACAAACGAAUUGCAAUUGCAUACAUAUUACAUAAUUACGUAUUAUAUUAUAUAAUAUGACAUACAUACA